AUGGCAUCUUCAGUACCGGGACCAGUCCCUCUUCCAGAGUCACGAUACAACCUUUCCACGUACUGGGGCAGAGUGCGUCACUGCUCUGAAAUCGCGGACCCAUUUAUGUUGUUCACGACCAAAGCAGACCUCGAUAAAGCCCGUGGGAUCAUUUCUGCUUACCGUCAUGGUGAACUAAAGCACACUACACCAGAGUUCUGGCACGCAAAGAAACAAUUGGACUCUACUGUGCAUCCAGAUACUGGUGAGACGGUGUUGCUGCCUUUCCGUAUGUCCUGUUGCGUUCUUUCGAACUUGGUCGUGACUGUAGGUAUGCUGACCCCAGGUAUGGGUACUUUCGGUACCAUGUUCUGGCAAUGGGCCAAUCAGUCGCUUAACGUUGCAGUGAACUCCGCCAACGCCAACAAAUCUCACCCAAUGUCAACCCAGCAACUGAUCACGAACUACACCAUGGCUGUUACAGCAUCUUGUGGUGUUGCCGUUGGUCUCAACAAGCUUGUUCCCCGGUUAAAGAAUCUCUCAGCCAAUACUAAGUUGAUCUUGGGUCGUUUGGUUCCAUUUGCUGCUGUAGUCAGCGCCGGUAUCGUCAACGUGUUCCUAAUGAGAGGCGAUGAGAUCCGCAAAGGUAUCACUGUGUAUGACAAGCAUGGUGAUGAUGUUGGCAAGUCCAAAAAAGCAGCCUUCUUGGCUGUUGGAGAAACUGCGCUAAGUAGAGUCAUCAACGCUACGCCUAUCAUGGUUAUCCCACCUUUACUCCUCGUUAAAUUGCAGAAGGGUGUUUUGAAGGGCAAAUCUAUGGGUGUUCAGACCGUAGCCAACCUUGGAUUGAUCUUGGCGACCUCUUUCGCCGCUUUACCUUUUGCAUUGGCAGUGUUUCCUCAAUAUCAGUCUAUCCAUGUUAACAAGUUGGAGAAAGAAUUAUGCGGUAAGAAGGACAAGAACGGAGAACCCAUCGACAAGGUGUAUUUCAACAGAGGUAUUUAG
Messenger RNA from Lachancea fermentati, 984 nucleotides. The record is from the annotation of a GenBank genome assembly. Lineage: Eukaryota; Fungi; Ascomycota; Saccharomycetes; Saccharomycetales; Saccharomycetaceae.